CGUCAUCCUGAAUAAGCUCCAUUCGUACUGAAGGCAAGAUGGCGGCGUCCAUCUCCCAGCAGCUGGAGGAUUUGUUAAACCCUUUGCCCACUUUUAAAGACCCGGAGGACGAGCAGGAUGAAGCAACUGUUGCCAAAGUCAUUGACCGAUUUGAUGAGGGGGAAGAUGACUGGACAUUUAACAGUAAACUGCGGAAACAUGCUUCAGUUUUGCUGUCUGAUACAGACAAGAGGUAUGCUGGGCAGACAACCUCUCGAAAGGCAUUGCGGGAAGAAGCUGGAGAGAAUUCUUUGUCUGGCUGCUCAGAUGAAGAGGAAGAAACAGUUGAUGACUUGGAAAGCACUGAAAACGAUGAAGACAACGAGGAAGAGGAGACCAAUGUAGAGCCUUUGUGUAAUACAAUGAAAAGAUGUAAUUUUGACUUCCAAAAAAUCAAGGAUUUUGAGAAAUUCACAGAAGGCAUGGAUGAUAUUGGGGAAAGUGAUGAUAGCAGUGAAUUGGAAGAUGAAGAUGAAGAUGAGGAGGAGGAAGAUCAAGAUGAUGAUAGAAAUCAUGAAGAUAUGGAAAAAGGGAAUGUCACAGUAAUGAAGUUCUCCAAGGAAAAAGUGGCUGAAGAGGUGGAGAAGGGGCAAUCAGUAAAAAACCAAAUAGCAUUAUGGGAUCAAAUACUUGAAGGACGAAUCCGACUACAGAAAGCUCUUCUGACUGCCAAUCAGCUUCCACAGCCAGACUCCUUUCCUACUUUCAAAAAGGAAGGUGGACCAGAAUUUGCAACUGCAUUGAAGGACAGUUGCAAAGCACUGAAGGCACUCCUGAGGUCACUAGUUGAGCUUCAGGAUGAACUGCUUUUCCAGUAUCCGGGCACACAGCACUUUGUUGAUGGCAAGAAGCCAGAACCAGACAGUGAAGAGAUUCCCAGUGAUGAUGAAAUGGAGGAAGUGCAGAAGAGGAAAAGACCACAGAAAAGGAAACUUGAAAUGGAGGAGUACCCAGACUUCAUGGCUAAGCGGUUUGCUGCCUUCAAAACAUAUCGUAACAGUACAUUGCAGAAAUGGCAUGAUAAGACAAAAUUAGCAUCAGGCAAAAUGGGCAAGGGGUUCGGCGCUUUUGAGCGUUCAGUCUUGACGCAGAUUGAGCAGAUUAUGAUGGAUAAAGAGAGGCUGCUACGACGGACACAGACCAAAAGAUCCUUGUAUAAAAUUCUUGGAAAAGCAGAAGACGAUUCUCAGCCAAUUCCAGAAACUGUGCCUGGGGAGAUGGAGACUGUGAUACAAGGAAAGUCAAAUGCACAUCUGAAAGACAUAGAUGAAGAGAUUUUUGAUGAUGAUGACUUUUACCAUCAGCUCCUCAGAGAACUAAUCGAACGGAAGACUACUUCUCUGGAUCCAAAUGAUCAGAUUGCUAUGGGCCGACAAUGGCUUGCUAUUCAGAAACUACGGAGUAAGAUUAAGAAAAAAGUAGACACCAGAGCAAGCAAGGGCAGAAAAGUAAGAUACCACGUUCACAACAAAUUAGUGAGUUUCAUGGCACCUAUUGACCAUAGUACAAUGAACGAUGAUGCGAGGACAGAACUGUACAGAUCUCUGUUUGGAAAAAUCGAGCAAGUUGAGGACAAGCCGUGAGCAUUGCUGCUGGAUCUUUGGACACUGGUUAUAACUACGCCAGAAAAAAAAUGGACUUUUUGGUUUUUACCCAUUUUCUGCAGGACCGGAUUACACCGCCUUCCCAUUCAAAUUCUGUUCUGGGUAUAAAGAUUUUUGUAAAAUGUCAGGAGCUUUAUUCUGAGUUUGUGCUCCCAAUCCCCAACUCUAACUUGGAAAUUUUUAUUAUGUUGGACUUCUUGCUUUUUGGGGGAAAAAUGUUAUUGGAGCACGGGUUACAGUAGUUUGGAAACAUUUGUCCAACCGUCUGUGUUCUAUAUGGUGAAGAAAACAAUAUUUUCCCCCAAACUGAGAUGAUCCAUUUCCCACCCACCCCCCACCAAUAGAAGUUGUAUUGCCAUGAUGUAUUUAUUCUUUUUUUAUUAAAAUUGAAAUGUUUAUUGAGAGCA
This is a messenger RNA of Carcharodon carcharias (great white shark), 2050 nucleotides long. It is a transcript of the gene aatf, whose product is annotated as apoptosis antagonizing transcription factor. Gene Ontology annotation, biological process: regulation of transcription by RNA polymerase II. The transcript is spliced from 12 exons. Gene Ontology annotation, cellular component: nucleus; nucleolus. Lineage: Eukaryota; Metazoa; Chordata; Chondrichthyes; Lamniformes; Lamnidae. The record is from RefSeq and is a predicted model, not a curated record. The coding region runs from base 39 to 1622 and encodes 527 amino acids.